Molecule: messenger RNA, 516 nt
Organism: Vigna angularis (adzuki bean)
Lineage: Eukaryota; Viridiplantae; Streptophyta; Magnoliopsida; Fabales; Fabaceae
Exons: 2
Coding region: 46-516 (156 amino acids)
Source: RefSeq, a predicted model, not a curated record
GUAGCUCGUGGAACAGAGUUUAGGUCAGCGACUGUAUGUCAUGGUAUGCAACUAUUAGAGGAUGAGGUGAAGGUCUCAGUGGAUGAAAUGAUCAUGCCAGAUGCCUCGGUUCCACUGUCCACGGAAGAGAUUUUCACUGUGGAACAAGCAUAUAAGUCGUUUAUCACUUGGCCUAAAUUUUUGGUUAAACCAGUUUCUGACCCCUCGACGCAGGCACAACAGAAGAUUCCUCUAUCUGAGGAUGACCCUCUUUCUUCAUUGCAUCUACUUGCUGACAUCCUUGAUGAUAAGCCUUUGGAGGUUGAGUAUGAUGCUAAUGUAUUUGGGCAUGGCUCUGAGGUCCCAAUAUACCUUAAUAGCCAAGAUGUCCGUGAGCUUGCGUCGGGAACACAAGAGUUGAAUAUUUCAAUUAUUCAACUAUGGACGAUGUAUAAGGCAAAAAAGUAUAUUUUCUUGCCCCUUCCAAAACUCCUUAUCAGACUCAUGUUGAUAUGCUCAAAAUCAUUUGAUUCAUGA